Messenger RNA from Pecten maximus, 1444 nucleotides. Its product is annotated as zinc finger protein 652-B-like. Gene Ontology annotation, molecular function: transcription coregulator activity. The transcript has 3 exons. Gene Ontology annotation, cellular component: nucleus. The record is from RefSeq and is a predicted model, not a curated record. Lineage: Eukaryota; Metazoa; Mollusca; Bivalvia; Pectinida; Pectinidae. Gene Ontology annotation, biological process: regulation of transcription by RNA polymerase II. Bases 110 to 820 code for a protein of 236 amino acids.
AUCAGCAGAGGAUAUCUACAAUAACGUUGACGUUUGUGUUGUUAAAAAAAUACAUUUAGUAAAUGAUUUAACUUUUAAAGAAUUUACUUGUUUAAGAGAAGUAUGGAGGAUGAUAAUGUGUCUGGUUGGUUCAGAUGGAUUAGCGGACUGGGCGACAACUUACUCUCUCCAUAAUUACCCCCUGAUAAGGACACAAGACGAAGCUUUUCACACAGAAGAACGCUCGGACCCCCUCCUAUGUCCUGUGUGUUGGAAUUGCUUCAAGACAAAACAAAAUAUGACAAUUCAUCUGGAAAGUGUUCACCAGAAAAGGAAAUUUCCGUGCUCUAUAUGCAGAAAAGAAUUUGCUUACAGCAACAGUCGAUUGCGUCAUGAAAAAAUAUGUAAUUCAUCGACUACAGAGCCAGCAUCAAAGAAGAGACGGACCGAGGUAAAUCCAGACCUCAACGACACGACCGACAAGAAAGUGAGAGAUGGAAAGAAGUGGAGACCCACGCCUGCGCCACGCUGGAGCUUACUUCGACUUAAACCAGCUUCUCGCCGACCGAUACCAGCCCCUCGUCGACCAAUACCAGCACCUCGCCGACCGAUACCAGCCCCUCGUCGACCCACACCAGCCCCUCGUCGACCCACACCAGCCCCACGCCAACUCACGCCAGCCCUCCCGCCGACCGUCACCAGUUCAACGACGACCAACACCAACUCAGUUAUCUUAUUUGUUGGCCUAACGGUCAAUCAUUUAAACACAGACACGAUACAGAAUACAGCAUGGCGUUCGUCUUAUACAGAGAACGAUAUUACUGUAGUAAGCAUUGUUUGAUAAUUUCAUUAGAUUUGGAGGAGUUUCAAGUCACUCGGACCAUACAAUGAACUCGGAGUUUUAAUACACAACGGGCGAUAGAGUCCAGGCUUGACCGACAGCAACAGUGAUCUUAAGUAACACGCUAGAGACAUCAUUCUGAGCAACUGACUCAGGACGAAAAGAACUGAUAGAGGAAAAUGAACUUCCGGAUGAAAAGCAAUGUGCGGUAACGCACACAUGGAGAUAACAGAAAGAAUGACAUAUGUACAACUCAUCCAAAGAGGAUGGACAAAAUGGCUGUUAUUGGAGAAAAAGUUGUCAGGUGCGGCUAUGAUGGUACGUUAAGUGUAGUGCUUCAUCAUUUAAAUAUUUCAGUGUUUCCCAUCUGUUUUGUGCCAAACAUAUAUAGCCAUUGAUCAUGAACUUGUACCAUGCCUACCAAGGAUUUAUACAAAAAUACACGUGGAAACAAGAGUACGUACGCAGUGUAUUGGCAGUUAUAUCCGAGAAGGAUGGACACGAUUAAAAAUGACAACUUUGAGGUCUUUAAACUUCUUUCUAUAUAUAUCGUUUUAAAUGGUAAAAUGAAAUAUUGAAACAUUUUUUUUCAGCAUUCACAAGUAGAUUCAAAACCAAAGCAAU